GAGCUCAUUGAAAACCUGAACAAACAUAGGAGGAGUGAAAGGUGUUCCCAGUUGGCAAAUUGUUAUCAGUAAAAAAAGAAAGUGAAAGAUGGAUGGAGCUUUAUGAAACUUUCUCACAAAGUUCUUAAAAGCAGAGUGAACUCACAUCCUGCAGUCUUGGAGGAACCUGGAGAAAGUGAUACUGACACCAACAUGAGCUGGCAGUACAGAGGUCAAAAAUAUAUAAUGUACCAUGGGACCACCAGGGAGGCUGCUAAAGCCAUCAAGCACGAAGGUUUUCGUCAGUCUGCAGGCGGGAUGCUCGGCAGCGGCGUCUACUUCAGCACAGACCUGGAGAACGCUAGCCGCUAUCCCCUCGGUCACCCAGAGUUUGACAAGGUCGUCAUUAUGGUUGAGGUCCACGUGGGGAGAGUGAUAAAGAUCGAUUAUCAUGGCCAUCCACUUCAGAAGACCUGGCAUGACCAUGGCUACGACACCGCCUGGGUGCCACCGGGGUGUGGAAUGGUGAUGAGCGGUUCAGGGGGGGAUUGUGUCUGGGAUCCCGAUCGCAUCAAGUACAUUAAAACAUUACAUAGCAGUGAUACUGACACCAACCUGAGCUGGCAGGACAGAGGUCAAAAAUAUAUAAUCUACCAUGGGACCACCAGGAAGGCUGCUAAAGCCAUCAAGCACGAAGGUUUUCGUCAGUCUGCAGGCGGGAUGCUCGGCCGCGGCGUCUACUUCAGCACAGACCCGGAGAACGCUAGCCGCUAUCCCCUCGGUCACCCAGAGUUUGACAAGGUCGUCAUUAUGGUUGAGGUCCACGUGGGGAGAGUGAUAAAGAUCGAUUAUCAUGGCCAUCCACUUCAGAAGACCUGGCAUGACCAUGGCUACGACACCGCCUGGGUGCCACCCGGGUGUGGAAUGGUGAUGAGCGGUUCAGGGGGGGAUUGUGUCUGGGAUCCCGAUCGCAUCAAGUACAUUAAAACAUUACAUAGCAGUGAUACUGACACCAACGUGAACCAGGGGUGCAGAGGUCAAAUAUAUAAAAUGUACCACGGCACCUCCAGGAAGGCUGCUAAAGCCAUCAAGCACGAAGGUUUUCAGCAGUCUGCAGGCGGGAUGCUCGGCCGCGGCGUCUACCUCAGCAGAGACCUGCAGAAGGCUAGCCACUAUCCCAUUGGUCACCCUGCGUCUGACAAGGUCGUCAUUAUGGUUGAGGUCAAUGUGGGGAGAGUGAUAAAGAUCGAUCAUUAUGGCCAUCCACUUCAGAAGACCUGGCAUGACCAUGGCUACGACACCGCCUUGGUGCCACCCGGGUGUGGGAUGGUGAUGAGCGGAUUGGAGGAGGAUUGUGUCUGGGAUCCCGACCGAAUCAAGUACAUUAAAUCCAUAAAACUACACAAAGAUGAAGAUAGAUGAGAGCAGUCAAAUGUCAGGUUCCUGCCUUUUGGGGGAAAACAGAUGGUUUAAAAGCACCAAAUUGAAAAAAUCAUUGCCACUAUGCCUAAAAGCUGCUGCAUUGCAUUUUGAUAGAUAAGAAAGAUAAGAUGUACUUUUAUUGCCACUGAAGGGAAAUUUGUUUUGGAAAAUUUAUUGAUUUUAUGAUUGUUUAAUUUUUAUAUCAUUGGGGUUUUUCCUAUUGUGCAAUCAGAUGAUAACAGUGGGGGACAAACUAGUGGUGGUGGCUGCUGCUGGAUACCCGGAGCGUUAUGAUUCAACCAACAGUUGUUACCAUGAUUUGAACAGGAAACAGCAGGCCUGGAGGCAAAUUAGUGUGGUACUUGUCUCUGAGGAGAGAGGAGGAAUCUCUGAUGAGCCAGGAGCCAUGAGGGAGGAUACAUGAGAGCAGCCUUCACGGAAAUCUUUUACUAGCUGAUGCUUCCUUAUUGGAGAUCAGUUAUUGCAGCCUUAACUAUGUUUCACCUGCAGCAGACAUUCAGCGGAGACGGAGAGAGAAAGAGAAUAUUGGGACAGAAGUGUUGACAUGAUAUAAAAGCCUUUCAUCAUAAAGCCUAACAUUACUCUGCAGAUAUGUAGUGUAUGACCUACACUGACAGACUAAAGUCUCUGUUAAAGGAUCAUUUCUGUAUUUAUAACCUGGGCCUUAUUUUAACGCAUAUUGGUGUUGAAAUGACUAGUAGGUACUAAAGAUUUUGAAUCCGUGCAGGAGAUGCUUCAGCUGGCAGCUAAACUAGCUGCAGUGGCUGCAACAUAUUCUUUUUGCCAACGACAGGCUCAGACUGUUACCAGGUGUCUGACAACAUCAUGGGAAGGAUCCCGACGAGGGAACCGCGGGGACACCCUUUGUUUUUAACAGGAAACUGAAGUCUCACUCAAGGACAGUUCUCACUCUGAAAUCUUGUGAGAGGCGAGUUGUUACAGGAAGACGACAGCUAAAGCCAACUUUUUGUACCUACUAGUCAUUUCAACACAAACACUUCGACUUCUAAAGGGGGGCACGAGAGAAAAGGCUUGAGAACCGCUGGUCUAGCUGCUGUGGCUGCUUUGGCUGUCUGCUGUGUGAAAUGGUGCAAAUUGUUGGUAAUAACUAUUAGAUAAGUCAACCUGGCCAUUCAAAUGAAUACAAAAAUCAUUAAUAUUACACACUAUUUAGUAUGACGUCUUUAUAUAGACUGUCCUCGUCUCUGCGUCCCUCUGUAGAGGAGGCUGUUGUUCUCUGGCAUUAUUUAUGUAAGAAAAAACAGCAAAUAAAAGGUUAAGAUCGCAGUUAAAUUUUUUUGCUUUACUGUCAACAAAUGUUUUCUAAAAUUCUGUGAUUUGUGAUUAAAGUCAUGUCGUGAAUUUGUGAACACAGUUAUUUUUUGGUCCUUUUAAAAGGUCACAGAAAUAAAAAUGUUAUAACGAA
Molecule: messenger RNA, 2848 nt
Organism: Micropterus dolomieu (smallmouth bass)
Lineage: Eukaryota; Metazoa; Chordata; Actinopteri; Centrarchiformes; Centrarchidae
Exons: 4
Coding region: 103-1401 (432 amino acids)
Cellular component (GO): cytoplasm
Molecular function (GO): NAD+ poly-ADP-ribosyltransferase activity
Source: RefSeq, a predicted model, not a curated record